GAAAUACUACGGUAAUAAGAGCAUAUUGUUAUCCAUCAGAAAGCCCCAGUUAAAUAUGUCUUUAAGAUUCUGUCACUCUCUUCUUCUCCUUCAAUUGAUUUUCUGUUCCAUCUCUGCAAUCUUAUCUCAAGAUAAUGGAGACCCAACAAUCAGAACCAUGGAGGCUUUCUCCGGCUACCCUAUUCAUGAAUCCAACUCAUUUGCUACAGACUUCGUUUCUUCCCUCUCAGUUGACACUCUAACUCUCCAGAAACAGAUUGAUGAGCUGUCAACUUUCUCGGAUACACCUGCGCCAUCAGUUACUAGGAUCCUUUACUCUGAGAAGGAUGUUUUGGCUCGCAGGUACAUCAAACACUUGAUGACACUCGCAGGUCUCUCUGUAAGAGAGGACAUUGUUGGUAACAUAUUUGGUAGAUGGACUGGCCAUGAAUCAGAGCUUGCUCCAGUUGCAACUGGUUCUCACAUUGAUGCUAUUCCAUACUCUGGCAAGUAUGAUGGAGUCGUUGGUGUGUUGGGUGCAAUCGAAGCCAUUAAUGUGCUAAAAAGGUAUGGGUUCAAGCCUAAAAGGUCACUGGAGGUUAUCAUGUUCACCUCAGAAGAGCCAACACGUUUUGGGAUCAGUUGUUUGGGAAGCCGCUUAUUGGCUGGGAGUGAAGCACUUGCAAAGGAUCUUAUGUCAACAGUUGAUAGUCAAAAUAUAUCCUUUUUAGAUGCUGUAAGAUCUGCAGGAUAUGCAAAAGAACAAGAUGACUUAUCCAGUGUGUUUCUGAAGAAAGGAAGUUACUCUGCUUUUCUUGAAUUGCAUAUAGAGCAGGGACCCAUUCUGGAGGAAGAAGGUACAUCUAUUGGCAUAGUUACUGCUAUUGCAGCACCUGCAAGUUUAAAAGUAGAUUUUGAAGGCAAUGGAGGCCAUGCAGGUGCAGUCUUGAUGCCAAAGAGAAAUGAUGCUGGUCUGGCAGCUGCAGAAUUAGCACUGGCUGUUGAGAAACAUGUAUUAGAUUCUGGAUCCGUUGAUACUGUUGGUACAGUUGGUAUACUGGAGCUGCAUCCUGGUGCAAUCAACAGCAUCCCAAGCAAAUCACACCUAGAAAUUGACACACGUGACAUUGAUGAAAAGAGAAGAAAUAUUGUUGUUGAGAAAAUCCAUCAGUCUGCAGUUUCAAUAGCUAAAACUCGGGGUGUUGUGCUCUCCGAAUUUAAAAUCAUAAAUCAGGAUCCCCCAGCUCUAUCGGAGAAAUUAAUAAUUGAGGCAGCAGAAGCAGCGUCAAAAGAGCUAAAUUUAACACAUAAGUUGAUGAUCAGCAGAGCUUACCACGAUUCACUGUUUAUGGCCAGGGUAUCCCCAAUGGGCAUGAUUUUCAUUCCAUGUUACAAAGGGUACAGUCACAAACCUGAGGAAUAUGCUUCCGGUCAAGACAUAGCAAAUGGGGUCAAGGUAUUAGCACUGACCCUUGCCAAGUUGUCCCUGCAAUGAUCAUUGUUUUAAUUUCUCCUUAACCAGCUACUUAAGUUUUCAUCAGGGGUAUGUAUUCUUCUUUUAUGUACCCUUUUUGAAGUUGGGUUCACUGUAUGCAUAUGUUUAGUCAAUCACUUAAUCUAAAGUUCCUCCAAGAUGAGCGAAUUUCAAAGAUAUGAGAGUGGAUUGAGGAAAUCA
Molecule: messenger RNA, 1654 nt
Organism: Pistacia vera
Lineage: Eukaryota; Viridiplantae; Streptophyta; Magnoliopsida; Sapindales; Anacardiaceae
Product: ureidoglycolate hydrolase
Exons: 12
Coding region: 56-1474 (472 amino acids)
Molecular function (GO): hydrolase activity, acting on carbon-nitrogen (but not peptide) bonds, in linear amidines
Source: RefSeq, a predicted model, not a curated record